AUCUUCCUUUUUCUUUUGGGAGGGGAUAUAUUCCAAAACUCGAUUGAACUUUGCCACUCAAGAGUUGACCCACCAACAAUUCUCCGUUUCCUUUGCUGGCAAACUUGACAAUGGCAGAUCCAGCUCUUCUCCACCAAACCCAACCCAUCAAAGAAAUUGCAAUAGACUACACCCCGGAGGCCUGCACCCACUGCCCUCUCUCCAACUCCAUAGCACUCACCUUUGAUCACCGUGGAGGCGCCAGGUGGCGUUCCACCACUCGCUUCCUCUAUGGCACUUUCAGUUCGCUCAUCCAAUGCCCCAAAGGCAACACCAGUGGUCUCAACUUCAACAUCUACCUUUCCUCCCUCGAAGGAGACAAAUCCCAAGACGAGAUCGACUUCGAGUUCCUUGGCAAAGACAAAACUAUUGUCCAAACCAAUUACUACACUACAGGAACUGGGAACAGAGAGCAGAUUCAUGAUCUGGGUUUUGAUUGCUCUGAUGGGUUCCAUGAAUACAAGAUCAAGUGGAAUCCGGAUUCGAUAGAGUGGGUGAUUGAUGGGAAGGUGGUGAGGAGAGCAGAAAGGAAGGAAGUUGAGGCAUUUCCUGAGAAACCGAUGUUUUUGUAUGCUUCAGUUUGGGAUGCAAGCUACAUAUAUGAAGCGAGGUGGGCUGGGCAUUACAUCGGUUGCGAUGCGCCCUAUGUUUGCCUCUAUAAGGAUACUCAGGUGCCUGUUGCCACUGCUGUGGAGUGUUCUUCUAAUUCGGUGCCUGUGCCACUGAUUCGGUGCCUGUUGCCACUGCUGUGGAUUGUUCUUCUGAUUCAUGACCUGGUUUCUUGCUUUGGGUGAGUUGAGUGUUUUGAGUGACUGUUAUAAUUGAACCCUUUGUAUUAUUGAUCCUUCAAAUUGUGAUUUACAAGUAUUUUGAUGGGGUUUCCCAGGUCAUCUUUACUCUCUAUCUAUAUGGUAUAAGUUGUAAUCUGAACUCUAGUUGGUUGGUGAUAAUAAUCUCAUUUUGCUUCA
Molecule: messenger RNA, 1007 nt
Organism: Durio zibethinus
Lineage: Eukaryota; Viridiplantae; Streptophyta; Magnoliopsida; Malvales; Malvaceae
Source: RefSeq, a predicted model, not a curated record